Molecule: messenger RNA, 996 nt
Organism: Coffea arabica (coffee)
Lineage: Eukaryota; Viridiplantae; Streptophyta; Magnoliopsida; Gentianales; Rubiaceae
Source: RefSeq, a predicted model, not a curated record
AAAUCAAACGAAAGCAUCAUAAAGCCUUGCGCGCUGCAUCUGCAGUAUACUCGCGUCGGAGAUCCCACCCCGGCAUGGCUUCUCAAAUGAGCAAAAAGAGAAAGUUCGUAGCAGAUGGAGUGUUCUAUGCGGAGUUGAACGAGGUGUUGACUCGUGAGCUGGCGGAGGAUGGAUACUCUGGCGUGGAGGUCAGGGUAACUCCCAUGAGGACAGAAAUCAUUAUCCGAGCCACUCGCACCCAGAAUGUUCUCGGCGAGAAGGGGAAGAGGAUUAGAGAGCUUACGUCGGUGGUGCAGAAGAGAUUUAAGUUUCCGGAGAACAGCGUGGAGUUGUAUGCCGAGAAGGUUAACAACAGGGCACUCUGUGCCAUUGCUCAAGCUGAGUCGCUUCGAUACAAGCUGCUUGGUGGCCUUGCCGUCAGGAGGGCGUGUUAUGGUGUUUUGCGAUUUGUGAUGGAGAACGGAGCCAAGGGAUGUGAGGUCAUUGUCAGUGGAAAGCUGAGGGCUCAACGUGCUAAGUCUAUGAAAUUCAAAGAUGGUUACAUGAUCUCUUCUGGACAGCCAGUCAAGGAAUAUAUCGAUUCUGCUGUCAGACACGUUCUUUUGAGGCAGGGCGUACUUGGUAUCAAGGUAAAGAUUAUGCUAUCUUGGGAUCCGAAGGGUAAGAUGGGGCCAACAACUCCCCUCCCUGAUCUUGUCACAAUUCAUCCCCCCAAGGAGGAGGAAGACUACAUCAGGCCGACACUGGUGGCAUCUGAGAUUGAGGUCCUUGCAUAAAGCAACAUUUGCUGUCUCCUGUGACGGUUGCUGAUGUUAUAUUUAUUCAAAUAUUUUUAAGGAUUCUUUUGGUGAAAAUUAAUAUGCUAGGUGAUGUAGAACGCGCCUUGACAAAAUUUUUGACUGUAGAGCCUGAGUUUUGUUCAACUGUAUCUUCAAAGAGAUUUUGUUUUCUACCCUGUUGUCAAAUCUAAAAGGCACUUAUUUGUCUGUUCUCUUC